Messenger RNA from Blumeria graminis f. sp. triticale, 1170 nucleotides. The record is from the annotation of a GenBank genome assembly. Lineage: Eukaryota; Fungi; Ascomycota; Leotiomycetes; Helotiales; Erysiphaceae.
AUGUUAUCGAAAACAACAUCGGUACGACAUGGCCGUAGCCUUUUAGUUGGUCCCGUGCAAAAAUAUUGCUAUCGUUCACUCAUGACAGAAAGUGAAGCUACGCAUGUCCCAGCGCAGAGUGAUCCUCCAGCAUUAGAUACCCCACCCAAGACCUCGUAUUCUCAAUUGAAACUAGCUAGUCGGUGGGCACCUGCUUCUAAAAGGAAAGGCCCGAGUAAUUAUGUGGUACUUAAGACUGCCGCAAUAAAAACUACCACCAAGAAAACAACUGCUAGCUUGGGUGCCGUUAUAUCACAUCAAUACCAUCCUAACGAAGCAAUAUGGAAUCCUCCAAAGCCAGAGGAUGUCACAUUAGAAAUGCUGAUGGCAGCUCAGACACAUCUCGGUCAUCACACGAGCCUUUGGAAUCCAAUGAACCAACAAUACAUUUAUGGCAUAAGGCAAGGUGUGCACAUCAUAUCGCUUGAAGCUACCGCUGCGUACCUAAGAAGAGCAGCCAAGAUUGUCGAGGCUGUAUGCUACCAUGGCGGUAUCGUAUUGUUCGUCGGGACAAAAAAAGGCCAUAGAUCCGCCGUAGUAAAAGCCUCUGAACUUACAAUGGGCUGUCAUAUUUUCGAGCGCUGGCAGCCGGGCACCAUCACAAAUGGCGAUCAGAUCCUGAGGUCGUGCAGAAUCAAAGUAUUAGAUUCUCUCGAUCGGCCAAUUGAAGUUGAUGAGGAUAAACUUGAGGGUCUUAAAGCCUUGAGACCUGAUCUAGUUGUAUGUUUGAAUCCUCUCGAAAAUUAUAUUAUGCUCCAUGAGUGUGGAACAAAUAACAUUCCUACAAUCGGAGUAAUCGACACUAAUGCCGAUCCCUCCUGGGUUACUUAUCCCAUACCCGCCAAUGAUGACAGUGUCCGGUCAGCACAAGUUAUUUCUGGUGUUCUCGGUCGUGCUGGUGAGGCAGGAAGAAUGCGCCGCCUUACAGAAGCAAAAACUGGUAAAAUUUCGUGGUCACCUUCAUCGGAGAUUUCCAAGCUGCUCGAUAAAGCUCCAGAUAAAACUGAUAAUGUCAUCAACAUCCAGGGCCAGAAGGCUAACUCAACAAAUCAAGUCAAGGACACUUUUGUGGAACCAAUUAGGGAUCCAGAGUGGCGAAUAAAAAUGAAAGAUGAUAACGAUGAAUUAUAA